GCGGCGGCGACGGCGACAUGGAGAGCGGGGCCUACGGGGCGGCCAAGGCCGGCGGCUCCUUCGACCUGCGGCGCUUCCUGACGCAGCCGCAGGUGGUGACGCGCGUCGUGUGCCUGGUCUUUGCUCUGAUUGUGUUCUCCUGCAUUUUCGGCGAGGGCUACACCAACACCCACCACUCCAUUCAGAAAUACUGCAUUUUCAACCACAACGAGGACGCGUGUGGCUAUGGAAGUGCCAUCGGGGUGCUAGCCUUCCUGGGCUCUGCCGCCUUCCUAGUGGUUGACGCCUACUUCCCCCAGAUCAGCAACGCCACAGACCGCAAAUACCUGGUCGUCAGCGACCUGCUCUUCUCAGCUCUCUGGACCUUCCUGUGGUUUGUUGGUUUCUGCUUCCUUACCAACCAGUGGGCGGCCACCAAGGUGGAAGACGUGUUCGUGGGGGCCGACUCGGCCCGGGCGGCCAUCACCUUCAGCUUCUUCUCCAUCUUCUCCUGGGGUGCGCUGGCCUCCCUGGCCUACCAGCGCUACAAGGCGGGAGUGGACGACUUCAUCCAGAACUACGUAGACCCCACUCCUGACCCCAGCACGGCCUAUGCCUCCUACCCCGGUGCGUCUGUAGACAACUACCAACAGCCGCCCUUCACCCAGAAUGCCGAGACCACUGAGGGCUACCAGCCGCCCCCUGUGUACUGAGCUGCAGCUGGGGAUGGUAAGGGAGGCAGAGAGGGUGUCGGGGGCCUCUCCCUCCUGGACUCCUCCCACGAGCCUUGCCUCGCCUCCCGGGGCUGUGGCCCCUCACCCUGUCGGGUGCCUGGGGUGCCUGUCCGAGGAGCCGCCGCGCAGCCUGGAGCCCCAGCCUCCCGGCCCGGCUGGCUUCAGCCUCCGCCCGCCGGGCUUCAGCCACCACUCCUCAAGGGCAUUUUUUAGAAAAGGUUUUUAGCCAGAUGUGUUUUGUCAUUGCUUUUAAUAAUCCCCAACCCAACGCUACCCGAAGUAGCUAGAAGUGCCCGACCUGCUGUUUUGACAAGUGCCUUAGCUUCUCCCCAGCCCAAGGGAGCCGGGCCCAGGUCCAGACUGUGGUGGCCGCAGUUACUUGGGCUUCUGUGCCAAAGAUGAGCCUUGGAGCCUUCCCUGGGCUCGCCUGCUGGUGCUGGGCCCGGGCGCCCUCUCCCGCUCACUCAGGUUUGGUUCCCACCUCCCGGCGCCGUGGUGCCCGCAGCCCCUGCGUGCGCCAGAAGCUGGCAGCCCUGUGCUUGCUGCUGUCACGUCUGCUCGCUCUCGGAUCGAGGGUCCCUGCUCUGCCAGGGCUUCCGGGCGGGUGGCCUGACAGCCUCGGGGCUGGGCGCUGGGCGGACACCCGCCGCGGGGUGGGGGUGGGGGGACACGGGGCUGCACUCCCUUCUCCUCGUUCCCACCCCUUGGCAACAGGGAAGGGCUUUGCCUGACCGGAGGAAACACCCAGCUUUAUGUAAAUAUUCGGCCACUGUCAGGUGUGGGGUGCGCCCACAGCCCCGGGCUGUCCUGAAUGUAUUAUAAAGGCUCCGGGGGAAGAUGCACAGAUCCGUGGUUCUAGUAGACUGCUUCCAAGACAGAAUAAAUGUUUUUCUUGUUCAUAA
This is a messenger RNA of Canis lupus familiaris (dog), 1615 nucleotides long. RefSeq names its product synaptogyrin 2 (gene SYNGR2). The record is from RefSeq and is marked validated. Gene Ontology annotation, cellular component: synaptic vesicle membrane; neuromuscular junction. NCBI's taxonomy places the organism in Eukaryota, Metazoa, Chordata, Mammalia, Carnivora, Canidae. The transcript has 4 exons. The coding region runs from base 18 to 692 and encodes 224 amino acids.